Zingiber officinale is the source of this 6293-nucleotide messenger RNA. RefSeq names its product ENHANCER OF AG-4 protein 2-like. The record is from RefSeq and is a predicted model, not a curated record. Bases 358 to 5193 code for a protein of 1611 amino acids. Gene Ontology annotation, molecular function: transcription coregulator activity; double-stranded DNA binding. Gene Ontology annotation, biological process: regulation of transcription by RNA polymerase II. NCBI's taxonomy places the organism in Eukaryota, Viridiplantae, Streptophyta, Magnoliopsida, Zingiberales, Zingiberaceae. The transcript is spliced from 17 exons. Gene Ontology annotation, cellular component: nucleus.
UGCGGUGUUUAACCCAGUUCAGAUCACCUUCAGCUCCUCCUAUUCGGUCCCUCGCCCCAUUCUAAUCCCUUUCCCCACUCGUCGGCGCCGCUCUGUUGCCGAUCCUGUUUGGCCCGUCAUCCCUAGCACUACACCGGACGAUUCUGCGGCGUAGCCAGCCGCCGCGGCCGCUCCCCGCCCACUCACAUCAGGAUUGGCGCAAAAAAGACGCGCUUCGGCUGGUCGGAGUCCGUCGCCGCUGUGGAUAGGAAUUAGGGAUUUUUUUUUUUUUUUGACUUCUAGGUCGGCUGGCCUUUUUCUGCUGGGGCUCUGCUGGGGAGAAGACGGAAGCGCAUUAGGGUUUGAGCGCUCGCCGCCAUGGCUCCCGGGCGUAAAAAGGGCUCGAACCGAGUUAAGGCGGUGGGUCAGCUCAAGCUGGGGGAUCUUGUGCUCGCCAAGGUGAAAGGCUACCCUGCUUGGCCUGCCAAGAUAAGCAAGCCAGAAGACUUUGAACGACCACCAGAUCCUAGGAAAUACUUUGUUCAAUUUUUUGGGACUAAUGAAAUUGCCUUUGUAGUCCCAGCUGACAUACAGAUAUUUACUGAUGAAUCAAAGAGUAAGUUGAUAGCCCGUUGCCAGGGCAAAACAGUCAAACACUUUGCUAGUGCUGUUGAGGAAAUUUGUGAGGCUUUUGAAGAAUUGAACAAGAAGCAAUCAGUAGAAUCUGUUGCAUCUCCUUCAAAUAGUGAUUUGGAAGAUAUCAAACAUCCAGUGGAACAUAGUGGGGUGUCUCAUUUGAAGGAUCUUGAGAAAAAGGUUGAGAAUAAUACAAGUGGUGAGCCACUAGGUGUUAAUGUUGAUUCGAGGAGCCAAGAGGCUUGCAUCUCUUUGGAUCCGUCUUCAACUAAUUUAAAUGGCAGCGAAUCUCUCUUGAAAAGGAAAAAAAGCUCAACUAAUGAUGGUCAGAUUGCAAAAAAAAAGAAACCAGUAGUUUCCAAGUCAGAUUUAUACCCUUCUUCACACAAGGAGAAAUUGGUGAUCACUAGUUCUGAUGAUAAUAAGGACACUAAUAUUGAGAUAUUACCUGAAUUGGAAAUUGGAGAGCCACUUCCGAAAGUUUCAGCAGCUGGGGGACAUCACGAUUGCAAUGAUUCCAAAAGUGAAAGUGAACAUCAUGGGAAAGAUGUAAGCCAUGCUCUUCAAGAAAAUGAUGGUAUUGUUGCUAUGAAAAAGAAAGUUUUAGUUUCAAAAUCAUCUUUUUUUGCUUCUGGCAAGAAGAAAAAAUCAACGAGUGCUAGGCCAGAUGAAAUUAAGAACACUGAUAUACAAAUGCUAUCUAAAAUGGAACCAAAAGGUUUGGAUCUUGGCGAACUUGAUAACUCUUGUGAUCUGAAAGAUGCUAGUAAAAGUCUGAAGGUUCAAGAAGUUCGUGCUCAGGCUGUAAUGAGGAGAAAAGUUUUUGUUUCCAAAUCAUCUUCCUCUACUUCUUCCAGCAAUGAUAAAUUAAUGAGUAUCAAUCCUGAUGAUAUUAAUAAUGAGGACAUGAUAAUGUCGCCUAAAAUGGAAACUGAAGAUCUGUCUCCAAAAGGCUCAGCAGGGGGAUUUCAAGAUCACAGUGAUUCCAAGGGUGAAAAUGAUAAUGAAGAGGGAGAUGCAAGUAAUGCUAAGGUCCUGGAAGUUGGUCAUCAAACAACAAAAGUGCUUACUGAGCCGAAGCAAAAUGUGGAUGGUUCAGGAAUAAAAUCAAGUGUGGCUUUACGAAAGCAGUUGAAGGGUUCUUCUGGAAAGGGAAACAAGCUGUCUGGAGGAAAAAACACAAAGGUUACCUCACAUGACUCUAACAGAGAAUCAUCUCGAAAUACUGCAUCAGGUAGUGAUUCCAAAACUAGUAAGCUGCCAAAGAGCUUGAAAAUUUUGAAGGAAAAUUCUUUUCAAAAAGGAAAAAUGCAUAAUGAUCCUAGCUGUACCAAUGACCAUUCAGUGGCUUCUAGUGAUGUUGAGGAGAAUUUCAAGGGCAGAAGUAAAAAGCACAAGUUCGACGGAAGCAAUGAUUCAGGCCCAGCUAAGAGAGCAAAAUUGGUAAAAGAGGACCAGCGUAAGAAAUCAAUGCAGGGUGACUUAUUCCUAAGUGAGAAGACAAAGAAAUCAAGGAACUCCAUACUGAUUGAAAAUCAGUUUAUAUCACCUACAAAUAAUGAUGCUCAUGUUCCAACAGUAAAACAUGCUGAGGACAUGGAUGCAGGUGCAAGUUCUGCUGCUCAAAUUACUGAAAGUUCAGUUCAAACAGAUUCUAAACUUGUGAAAAAGCAUGAUAGGCCCUUGAGCACACAUAUCCGAUAUAAACGAAGAUCAUGUAGAAUUGAUGAUGAUGAUGAGGUGGAAGAGAUUAAGACACCAAUUCAUAAAACGUGCUCUGGGAACUUGGUUUUAUCAGAUUCAGGCACUUCAGUUUCUGAGCAGAAAUGUCACCCUGUGAUAGAGAGUAAUAAGGAUUCUCCAACCAAUAAAGAUGUAACUGAGAAGGCUGGUUUCACCAGUGAUCAGAAGUCUUCAGAUGGCAUAACCUUGCCCAUCAAUAUAACUGAAAAGAAUGAGAGAAAAGCUGAAAAAUCUCAAAGCCCUCAGACUUAUCAGAGUCCGACAAAGCGAGAAUAUCAGAAAUGUUCUUUUGGUGAUUCCAGAACUUCUAUGCUUUCACCUAAGGCUUCUUCUUCCCUUGAUGAGGUAUCAAAAUUGACAGAUCAAACAUCUGUUAAGCCCCAUGUAAAAACCUUUGAUUCUUCAGGGAGAAAAUCUCAAAUCACACCCUCAAAAUUCUCAAAAAGCAAAUCUGAGAGCUUACACUUAUCUACUAACCAAUCCGUGCCUGAGAAAAACAAGGCAUUGAAUAAAUCUAUCAAUAUGAAGGCACCUUCCAAAUCUAAUUCACACAAUACUGCACUUACCGAAAACAAACAUGAAAAGAGAGUUUCCUCUGAACGGAACACUGGAAAGGAUGCUUUAAUAGAGAAAAGAUCAGGAUUGGCUAAAGAAGAAAAACUGAUUUCUGUAAGCGAGUCUUCAUUUUCUGAUUCCAGUAAAUCAAUGAAACACCUUAUUGCAGUUGCUCAGGCUAAAAGGAAAGAAACACAAUCACGAUAUGUACACCCAGAAAAUCCUAUUUCUGUUAUAGUAUCGACUCCAAAUUUAAUCCAUGGAAUGAGUCCAAGUCCUGCUGCAUUGAUUCCCUUCAUUUCAGCAAAUUUGGCUAACAAGGAUAUGAAAGGAGCCUAUGCUGCUAUGCCUUCUGAUUCUCCAUAUGCAGUUCCUCAUGAGUCUUCUUUAACAAAUAAAGUCGAUCAUGAAGAAUAUGAGCACAGGAUAAGUCCUGAAUACAGGCCAGCCGGGGGUUCGCUAAGUGGUGGCACAGAAGCUGCUGUUGCCCGUGAUGCUUUAGAGGGUAUGGUUGAAACCCUUUCAAGGACAAAAGAUAGUAUUGGGCGUGCAACUCGUCUUGCAAUUGACUGUGCUAAAUAUGGUAUUGCUGGUGAGGUUGUAGAAUUACUUAUCCAAAAGUUGGAGAGUGAACCUAGCUUUCACCGUAGAGUUGAUCUUUUAUUCCUUAUUGACUCUAUCACUCAGUGUUCUCAUACACACAAAGGAAUUGCGGGAUCAUCAUAUAUUCCUGCUGUUCAGGAAGCAUUACCACGGUUACUGAAUGCUGCUGCUCCAGCAGGGGCUAGUGCUCGCGAGAACCGCCGCCAAUGUCUUAAGGUUCUGAGGUUAUGGCUUGAGAGGAAAAUUAUGCCAGACUCUCUCCUUCGGCGCUAUAUUGAUGACAUUGAGAUUCCCAAUGAUGACUUAAGUGCUGGGGUUUUUCUAAAGCGUCCUUCUCGAGCUGAGAGGUCUGUGGAUGAUCCUAUUAGAGAAAUGGAAGGCAUGCAAGUUGAUGAAUAUGGAAGUAAUGCUACAUUUCAGUUGCCAGGGUUCUUGUCAUGCCGUGUUUUUGAAGAUGAGGAGGAUACUCCUGUCAACAUUUUCAGUGAUUCGGGGAUUAAAAUGCCAGUUGAAACUGCUAGUAAAUUAGAAGAUUUAGAUUCUGGUGCAGUUACUCCUAAUGACCGACACCAUCACAUACUAAAGGAUGUGGAUGGAGAGCUUGAAAUGGAAGAUGUCAUUUUGUCCAAAGAAGAGAAAGGCAUAACUAGAAACAAUUUUCAAAACAAUGAAUUGCAACAUUGUGACUCUAACAAAUCGUUUGAUCCAACAUUUGCUAAUUUGACUGAGCUGCCCCCCCUGCCUACUAUCCCUCCACCUCCUGUGGAUUCUCCCCCACUGCCACCAUCACCUCCGCCUUUGCCUCUUUCACCCCCACCAUCUCCUCCACCUCUACCUUCAUCAUCUCCAUCACCACCCCCGCCCCCACCCCCACCGCCUCCACCACCACAUCUUCCACUGUCUGGACAAUUGUGUGUAUCUUCUGUCUCACUUCCACCUGCCCCUUCAUCUUCAUCACCAUCCUUAUUUUAUCCCCCAAUGCAGGAAGAAUUCAGAGCAGCAAAUUGCAACCAGGCGGUCCAUCUCUCUAACAAUACUAUGAUGCAAGGGCAGGAAGCUGCUUUAGGCAAUGAAGUGGUUUUGCAGCAGCGCCCAAACUUUAUGGCAAAUGGAAUGAGCAACACGCAAUCAAUGAACAGUUACAGUUCCUCUAGACCCUUUGAAUAUGGACAAAAUGAAUCGUACUUAGCUCCUCAGGCUUCUCAUCAUAUUCGCCAGUUUCAACAAGGAAAUACGCCCUUUCACCAAAUACCUUAUCCUUCACUUCCUCCUUAUGCUCCUACAGCUGGACAAACUGCUGGCCAUUUUUCACAUGCUACUCCAAUGAGUCAACAACCGGUGCAGCAGCAGUACAAUCCUUAUCCAUUGCCAUCUGUUUCUAAUAGUCACAGACAAUAUUUGGCUGAUGAACAGAGGAGAGUGCACACUAGUGGUUUUAGUCCAGAUAAUCAGCAUUCUGCUUGGGUAUCUACUGCAAGGCCAUCAUGUUCAGGGGCAUCUAUUGUACAGGAUGGAUUUCCAAGGUCUAACAUAGAAAUGCCACCUCCUAACUCUAUGGGAUUUCAGCUUCCACUGCACAAUUCUGUGCCUUCUGCAGUCCUUCCAGGACAUAAUUUUCCCCAGGUGUUGCCGGGCAGGCCAGAUAUUUCAGGUCUUAAUUGUUGGAGACCUGGUUAGAGUCAGUUCUGUUUGUUUGAAUAUGAUUUAUUCUAUGAUGUCUGGGAGCUGGAGAUGGAGAGCUUCUAAUAUCAUAAUGACGUAUCAGUCUUCAUCUUUCUUGUUGAAAUUGAUCUUAGAAACAAAGAUACCAUCAGAGAAUCAGAGGCAGUGAUACUCUGGUUUAUUCUUUUGGCUGGACUAUGUACAUUCUAAUUGUCUUAGCAACUGGAUCCAAAAUACUGACUCCGUAAAUGGGGAGAAAUUGAUGAAUCAUGCUUUGAAGCUUGGGGAAAGAGAAACAUUCUGGAGAAUUAAUUUGGUUUAAUAUCUGGGUUUUGGUGCAAAUGCUGGUGGCUUGUGGAUAUGUAUUAUAUUCAGCAUAUAUACUGGGAACAAUUGAGAAAGUUCUUGUCAACAAAUUUUGUACCAGCUAAACCACUUCAGAUUCAGAGACUCACCGCUACUGAAUGCAUCCUUGGUACUUCAAUGGACGAAGUCGGAGACGCGGGUGGUACCUUUAUUUACUUCCGAAUUCUCAAUAGCAUGCAAUAUCAGUCGUCAAAGUGCCGCGUAACUCGUAUCUUUUAUCAGUAGGCACUGUAGGAAAUGGAGUUCAUAUUGUGUCUAUGAACUUAUCUUACCUCAUGUCUCUGAAGUUUAUGCUACGACUGGUGAGAUCAUUUGCUCAUUUGCGGAACUGUUUGUUUAAUCAACGAGAGUUCACUUACAAUCUCUUGUUAAAGUUGGGAGCGUGGAGGUGCGUAAAUUCCGAUACAAGAGAAAAUUGAGUCAAUUGAACCGACUAAUAUGGAUGCUGACUUGAUUAUCUAGGCAGGUUGUAUGAAUUCACAUGAACAUCGUCAAUCGAACAAUUCAACAGACAUCAAUAUGAUUGAAAAUAGAUCCAAUCCCUCCAGCAGAUUAAAUACUUGGAUCCCUUACAGGCGCAGGCAAGCAAUAGGCGGCUCAAUGAUGAUCGACUCAAGAUGGCAAAUCAACUAUAUAGACGUGUAUGUAUAUGUUAGUCAUAGCACUUCCUGGAGAGCAAGAUUCAGUUCUUGUGCAGUCUUUGCAAUGGAUCCUCCUUUUCUGUUAAAUGUCAAGUACCUAGUCAAUUU